AUGAAUUGCCUUACAGAUCGAGCCCGUUCCGGGCCAGGAAAUCCCAAGAAUUUUGAAAAUGAGUGUCAAAAAUCGAUUUCACCGCGAUCAACUGAACCGACCGCUGAGGAGUUGAAGGCCGCUAAAAUCAAACAGGCUCUGGAGAAAAUGCGUGAGGCUAAGGUUACUCGAAUAUUCGUCAAGUUUUUCGUAGAAGAUGGAGCACCGCUACAAAUGCUUGUUGAUGAGCGAUGGACUGUUGCAGAUACGAUGCAACAAUUGGCUGAUAAACACCACAUUUUCUUGUGCGAGGAUCACUGUAUAGUGGAAGAAUAUCCGGACUUAUAUAUUCGUCGAAUCUAUGAGGAUCAUGAGAAUUUGGUUGAAAACAUUCAAAUGUGGGUUCAAGACUCGCCAAACAAGCUACAUUUCAUUCGUCGUCCUGACAAAUAUCCGUUCAUUGACCGUCCUGAGUUGUACCUCGUGACAGAGAAAACAGCCGACCUGGAAGUACCACCCGGCGACAAUUGGACCAGAGAAGUGAAGACACAAUUCGUUCAGGACUUCUUCACCCGUGAAACUGUGUCGCCGCCUGAAUUGGAAGGUUUCCUAUACUUGAAAUCAGAUGGCCGAAAAAGCUGGAAAAAACACUUCUUCGUGCUCAGACCUAGCGGACUCUACUAUGCUCCUAAAGGAAAGAAGUCAUCAAAAGAUCUCCAGUGUUUGAUGAAUUUACACUCAAAUCAAGUGUACACUGGGAUAGGUUGGGCAAAGAAGUACAAGGCUCCAACAGAUUGGUGUAUAGCGAUCAAGUUGACGCAACUUCAAAUGAAGCGUUCACAAUAUAUCAAAUACAUUUGCGCCGACGAUGAAUCAACUUUCCGCAGAUGGCUUGUUGGGCUCAGAAUUGCCAAGAAUGGCGUCAAUCUAAUGUCGAAUUACGCUCGUGCAUGUGAACGUCGUCGAGAAGCGCUCAACGUUCAACCUGUCUGUGUACCACCACCACGUGUUGCCAUGUCUGCCUCCCAGCAGCCAAUCAGUGUAAAUGUUCGUGAGCAACAUGGUCCCACACCUUCAUGUUCUUCUAGUCGGCACGAUCUCGGAUCGAAUUACUCCGAUCACAGUGGAAAGCCAUCAUCUUUGCAAUCGCCCUCGCAAGCCAGUCGUCUUAGCGCUGUAUCUACUGAACGUUGCAUUAGUGUAGCAAAUUCAACUGCUAUUCAUUUUCAAGAGUAUGACGAGCAACCUACCGGUACGAUAAAGCGCGCUCCACUGGAUGUGAUACGACGAGUUAGUCACUCAUCAUCUUCAAAUGGAGGAGGUACUCCUGAUGAUGAAGAUUCGGACGAGGAUUUCCCUGCACCGCCACCGGUUCUAAGCAGGACGUCCACCCCUAGCCAGACCGAGGCUCGUGUUGUCCCAGCGGCUCCUCCGAAACCUCUUCGACAAUCAAUGACAUCACCGAAUACUUCACCGAUGAAGCACCCACCACCUCAGUGUGUUUCUCCUCCACAAACUUUCAGUCCAAUUUCUCAGCCAGGCACGCCUACCCCGAAAAAGGCACCACCACCUCCACCGCCGAAACGUUCAGAAGCUACACGAAUUGUCACUGCGGUUUCACCACAACCGAAUCACAUGAGCGAUCUUGAAGCAGCACUAGCGAGGAGGCGUGAGAAAAUCGCACAGAAUUGA
This is a messenger RNA of Haemonchus placei, 1671 nucleotides long. Lineage: Eukaryota; Metazoa; Nematoda; Chromadorea; Rhabditida; Trichostrongylidae. The record is from the annotation of a GenBank genome assembly.